This is a messenger RNA of Venturia canescens, 1422 nucleotides long. Its product is annotated as nuclear transcription factor Y subunit gamma-like. The transcript has 2 exons. Lineage: Eukaryota; Metazoa; Arthropoda; Insecta; Hymenoptera; Ichneumonidae. The record is from RefSeq and is a predicted model, not a curated record. Bases 1 to 1422 code for a protein of 473 amino acids.
AUGGCUGAUAAUAAAGAACAAAUUGAUAGCGCCACUGGCGAUUCGGGAUUUCAAAAUCCAGAGCAUGAAAUUCAAUCAAACGAUUUCACGACCACGUUGCCUCCACCCGGUGCGGGGGACAUUUUCAAUGAAUCUAGAGCCAAUUUUGGGGACGAAUUUGGAAAUAAAAGGAAUGAAAAUAAGGAGGAAAGAUUAGAGGAAUUCGGCACGCCGAAAUCCGAUCGGGUUAAAAUCAACACUGUAGAAGUAAACAAUCAGUUGCUAAUUAAUUUAAUAGAAUCAAUCCAAGAGAUGAAAUCCCAGAUGCAGUGCAUGGCCAACGAAGCCGCGAAAAAUAACCAGGCGUAUCAUGAAUUAAAAACAGAGUUUUCAAGCAGAUUAACAGUGAUGGAAGCUAAAAUUGCUAGUGACGUACACAAAAUGUAUGAUCCAAUCAAACGCCAUGUUACGGGUCUCACUAGAAUCGUUCAAGAGAACGAGGCCAAAAGUGCCGUUGUAGAGGUAAACGUAGCUCAAAUCCAACUCGACGUGAGUGCGAUCAAAAAAAGGGUCGAAAAUUUGGAGUCGACGGACAAAUUACACAGUCCAAAUACAGAGAGUACCCGGAUCCAUCCACGGUUGACAGACAUUCCGGAAGAACAAGAAGAAGAUGAAGAGUCGGAUGACGAAGAGCAGGAGCAUCAACAAAAACAGACCUUCCGAAACGAGAUGACGUCAACCCACAAAAUAAAAAUUAAAGCUCCUACUUUUGACGGGUCAAGCAAUAAACGGCCGAUAAAAUUCAUAAAAGAAUUCAGGCAUUAUUGCGAGGUGACGAACCCGACGUUCACCGAAAUGAAGUAUUUGCUUAGCCAAUCACUUGAGAAAGCCGCCAAGGAAUGGUGGGAACUGGUCGAAGACCAAGUUAACAGUUUUGAAGACGUCGAAAAACGAUUUACAAAUCGAUUUUGGAGUCACGACGUACAGCGAAAAGUGCGUAAAGACCUGGAAUUCGGGAAAUAUCCUGAAAAGCCAGGCAAAUUAACAAAAGUCGAGUAUGCAACUCGGACGUUUGGAGCGGCUCGUGAUUUGAUUCCGCCACCGAGCGAUCCGGACAUUCUGAUCGAGUUCCUGGAAAAACUCGAUCAGAGCGGGCCGGUUAACACCGGGACGGACGAGCAGAAGACUCAAAGUCCGAAAAACCCGACUCACAAUAACGAUAAAAAUGAGCAGCGUCCAUUCAAAAUGCCUCCGCAAAACAACUGGAACAACAAUGGUUACCAGAACAAUAAUCGUGGAAAUUCAAACUGGCAACAGAACAACCGCCAGAAUUGGAAUCAAAGCAAUGGAGGCUACCAAAAUAAUCGAGGUUACCAUAACAAUAAUUGGAAUCAGCAACAAAACAGGAGCUACAAUCAGAGCUUCCAACAAAAUUAUAACUAG